Molecule: messenger RNA, 1265 nt
Organism: Patiria miniata (bat star)
Lineage: Eukaryota; Metazoa; Echinodermata; Asteroidea; Valvatida; Asterinidae
Product: transmembrane emp24 domain-containing protein 5-like
Exons: 5
Coding region: 79-783 (234 amino acids)
Biological process (GO): Golgi organization; intracellular protein transport; endoplasmic reticulum to Golgi vesicle-mediated transport
Cellular component (GO): COPII-coated ER to Golgi transport vesicle; endoplasmic reticulum; endoplasmic reticulum-Golgi intermediate compartment
Source: RefSeq, a predicted model, not a curated record
GUAAAUGUAAGUCUGGGUGCCAGUCUUAUUAGGUACACGUCGAUUUUGUUGGAAGUCUCUCCACAAUCGAGGGGGAAAAUGAUUGAAUUUUCGCCUAAAAUGUUGCAAUAUUUUGUUGCAGUAUUUUUAAUAAGUAUCCUAGGGACAUGUUGGUGUAUAGAGCAUGAUUUAACAGUCGUCGUCCCGGCUGGCAGAAGAGAAUGCUUUCAUCAACGCAUCAAAGAACAGAAAACCUUGGAUUUCGAAUUUCAGGUCAUUGAAGGGGGAGACAUGGAUAUAAAUUUUAUACUGAGAUCACCGACGAAUAAAGCGCUGGCCACUGAAGCACGCAAGCAAGAAGGAAUUUACACCUUUGGCACUCAUGAAACUGGAGAUUACCUCUUUUGUUUUGAUAACUCCUUCAGUCGAAUGACAGAGAAGCUGGUGUAUUUUGACCUUGCCUUGGAUUAUGAUGACGAGGAUGAAGAAUUAAGGAAACCUCCAUGGAUGGAUUUGAUGACUGGGACGGGGGGAGGAACCGACACAAUGGAAGUACGACUUGAAGAAAUCCAGACGUCCCUAGGCAUUGUCCGCGACAACUUACACAAAUCAGUCCAGACGCAGCGUCUGUUGCGCAACGUGGAGUUCCGAGACCGCUACCUCGCCGAGCGGAACUACGAGCGGGUCUCGUUCUGGUCCAUACUGACCACCGUCGUCAUGAUGAGCACUUUCGUGAUCCAGGUCAUCAUGAUACGGAGUCUGUUUGGCAGCCGCACUGGGGGAAAGACCGAGACCAAGACAUGACGAGGCACCUCAGCAGGUCAACAGUCAAAUGGGAGAGGGGCAGAAGAAGGGGGGGGGGGGAUUCUAAAAAACUUGGCAUUUGGAAUGUUCCCUAUGCAAUCAUAUAGGAGGCUUCAUGGGAACAUUUGUUGGCGUCGGGUAGGUUGCCAGUGGGGGAGGGGUGAGGGUACCUCCCCCUCCCGCUUCAAUAAGAGUGUGUUCCUAUUUUUAACAGUUGAGGGGAGGGGGGAGAUUAUACCGUUCUAGUACUUUGUUGAUUCUUGAAUCGUAUUUUUGAACAGCUUGACAAUAAAAGUUAGCAUUAUUGUCCGUUAGUUCUUUCAUUGAAGAGGUUGAUUUUUGUUUUCUUUUCUAGUAGCUUUUAUUUUGACACAUUAACCUAUCGAGCUAAUACAUAGGUUAUUCUUUUGUAGGUGUAUUUUUACCAUUCAAACACGAGUCUUAAAUUUAGUCCAUGCACACUGCAUUCCUAAUGCUUAACA